CAGACUUUUUCCAUAGUUAUCUCAUAAGAGAGAGAACACUCGAAAAGUUUGUGAAUCAUUCGCCUAAAGACUUGGGAUUUACAAGCUAUUCUCGUGUUCUCCCAACAUCCCGCGUGGUUUAUUGCGCCAGUAAACCCAUAGAAAGAGUGGUCUAUAGCUUGAAUAGCGCGCGUCGAAUGGAAACCAGCCUUAAUGUGUGUUGCUUCAUUACGUUCGUAAGAGAUGAACUCGAGGCUCUCAGUUACGAAUUGAUGAAACAUUUUCGUCUCUUGCAGGUCUCAUAAAGGCCCAUCUGGCAAUCAGAAAGCGGGCAAAAAUUCAGAAAGUGCUGACGUUCCAAGCCAGUUGUCUUCAAUACCGUCUGAUAAGCAAUAUGGAAGCGUUCCGUUAACUUCAACGUCACUUGAAUGUAAACAAAUGGAGACCAACCCAUCUGACCUUAUAAGCCCAGAAAAAACAGCAGUCCUCCCAGACCCACCAGUUAGCAGCAGCAGUCGGCCUAUGCCAGACUGUCGGGAGUAUAAGGAAUCAGAUUCCUACCAGUGGCAUGAAGGGUCUCAGAAAGGCCCAUCUGGCAAUCAAAAAGCGGACAAAAAUUCAGAAAGCACUGACGUUCCAAGCCCGUGGUCUUCAGUACCGUCUGAUAAGCAAUACGGAGGUGUUCCGUUAAAUUCAACCUCACUUGAAUAUAACGAAAUGGAGACCAACUCAUCUGACCAGAUAAGCACAGAAAAAACAGCAGUCCUGCCAGACCCACCAGUUGGCAGCAGCAGCGGGCCUAUGCCAGACUGUCGGGAGUAUAAGGAAACAGAUUCCUACCAGUGGCAUGAAGAGUCUCAGAAAGGCCCAUCUGGCAAUCAAAAAGCGGACAAAAAUUCAGAAAGCACUGACGUUCCAAGCCCGUGGUCUUCAGUACCGUCUGAUAAGCAAUACGGAGGUGUUCCGUUAAAUUCAACCUCACUUGAAUAUAACGAAAUGGAGACCAACUCAUCUGACCAGAUAAGCACAGAAAAAACAGCAGUCCUGCCAGACCCACCAGUUGGCAGCAGCAGCGGGCCUAUGCCAGACUGUCGGGAGUAUAAGGAAACAGAUUCCUACCAGUGGCAUGAAGAGUCUCAGAAAGGCCCAUCUGGCAAUCAAAAAGCGGACAAAAAUUCAGAAAGCACUGACGCUCGAAGCCCGUGGUCUUCAGUACCGUCUGAUAAGGAACACGGAGGCGUUCCGUUAACUUCAACCUCAAUUGAAGAUAACGAAAUGGAGACCAACCCAUCUGACCAGAUAAGCCCAGAACAGACAGCAGUCCCGUCAGACCCACCAGUUAGCAGCAGCAGCGGGCCUAUGCCAGACUGUCGGGAGUAUAAGGAAUCAGAUUCCUACCAGUGGCAUGAAGAGUCUCAUAAAGACCCAUCUGGCAAUCAGAAAGCGGGCAAAAAUUCAGAAAGUGCUGACGUUCCAAGCCCGUGGUCUUCAGUACCGUCUGAUAAGGAACACGGAGGUGUUCCGUUAACUUCAACCUCACUUGCAUAUAAAGAAAUGGAGACCAACCCAUCUGAUAAGACAAGCCCAGAAAAGACAGCAGUCCUGCCAGACCCACCAGUUGGCAGCAGCAGCCGGCCUAUGCCAGACUGUCGGGAGUAUAAGGAAUUAGAUUCCUACCAGUGGCAUGAAGAGUAUGUCCAAAAUUCUGAUAUUUAGUGAUGAAUAAGUUAAACUUACAGCUGUGCAUGCAACUUAAGCGGGACCAAAA
Orbicella faveolata is the source of this 1747-nucleotide messenger RNA. RefSeq names its product cell surface glycoprotein 1-like. Lineage: Eukaryota; Metazoa; Cnidaria; Anthozoa; Scleractinia; Merulinidae. The record is from RefSeq and is a predicted model, not a curated record.